AUGGACGCGUCGCUGUCCACGCUGACGAACUGCGAGCAACUGUCUCUGUCCACGAACUGCAUAGAGAAAAUAACCAACCUCAACGGCCUGAUCACGAAUACGGAGGCUGAGAAGGUGGUCGGUGUGUGUGUCUGUAGAGCUCUCUCUGUGUGUGUGUGUGUGUGUGUGUGUGUGUUUGCGGCCGUAGGUGACACGCUGGAACAGCUGUGGAUCUCUUAUAACCAGUUGGAGAAGCUGAAUGGAAUCCAGUGGCUGAAGAGCCUGAGAGUCCUGUACAUGUCCAACAAAGACUGGAGUGAGUUCAUGAGGUUGGUGGAGCUGCCGUGCCUCGACGACCUCGUGUUUGUGGGAAACCCUCUGGAGGAGAAGCACUCGGCCGAGGGGACGUGGAUGGACGAGGCCACGAAGAGACUUCCCGGCCUGAGGAAGCUGGACGCAAUCCCAGUCAUCAAGCAGGAGGGAGAAGACGGAGAGGCUUGACCCGUGCGGCCCUCGGAGUCGUCCUGUGGUUCGUCGCACUGCUGUUCGUCUUAUAGCCGACUUUCUCUUUUGUAACAGCAGCUCGGGAGUUUGUGUUCAUAUGUUUGACGGUUCCUUUAUGAUUCUCAGUGAUGCUGAUCAUUUAAAUAAAUACUUUUGAUUUUUAUGAAUAAUCACUGCUGGUUCCUUAUAGUUGGAUUUAAGAUCGGAUGAUUCAAAUAUAUUGAACGUUUGUGACACGAGGAGCAGAAACGCUCCAGGAAACUACAACAGAGUGCAUUCUGGGUAAAGUUUCAGGUUUCAGCUGUGGAAGAGGC
Oreochromis niloticus (Nile tilapia) is the source of this 797-nucleotide messenger RNA. It is a transcript of the gene dnal1, whose product is annotated as dynein, axonemal, light chain 1. The transcript has 5 exons. Gene Ontology annotation, molecular function: dynein heavy chain binding; alpha-tubulin binding. Gene Ontology annotation, biological process: outer dynein arm assembly. Bases 1 to 480 code for a protein of 159 amino acids. Lineage: Eukaryota; Metazoa; Chordata; Actinopteri; Cichliformes; Cichlidae. Gene Ontology annotation, cellular component: cytoplasm. The record is from RefSeq and is a predicted model, not a curated record.